AUGGAAGUUGAAAUUAUUGGCAAAGAUUGCAUUAAACCCUCUUCACCGACACCCGCUCAUCAGAAAACCUACAAUAUUUCUCUAUUAGAUCAAUUCAUGGCCUUUGUUUAUGCUCAUAUGAUCCUUUACUAUUCCAACCCGGUUGCUUCCAAUAAAACAUUACUCCUAAAACAAUCAUUAUCUCAAACCUUAACACUAUUUUAUCCACUUGCAGGCAAGAUUAGAGAUGAUCUUUCCAUUGAAUGUAAUGAUGAAGGAGUUUUAUACUUAGAAGCUAGGGCAACCAUUUCUCUCUCAGAGUUUCUCAAACACCAUCAUAUCACAUCACUUCAUCAAUUCUUACCUCAUAAAUCUUUCUUACAGUCGCCAUGUCCGGGUUCUUACAUUACCAUGAUUCAAGAAACAACCUUUUCUUGCGGCGGCUUCGUCAUCGGAAUCAAUGUUCUACACUUGGUUAUGGACGGUUGUGGUUUAGCUUCAUUUCUAAAAGCUUGGGGAGCCCGUGCCAGAGCUUCUGGUGAAUCUGAUGAGAAGAUGAUGAUGAUGAUGAUCCCCAGUUUUCAUGGGCCAUCUAUUUUUCCAAAAUGUAACGAUUUUUCAGAAGAUGCAACUGUGGGGAGUUUAUUGAGCCAUUUUAUGAGAUUUGAGAAAAUGCAUGCAGCAAGAUUUGUAUUUGAUGGAUCUGCAAUUGUUAACCUUGUAGAACAAGCAACAAACUCGGGUGUGAAAAACCCUACUCGUGUCGAAGUCGUGUCUGCACUUCUUGCCAAGAGCCUAAUGGCUGCUUUCAACUCUAAAUCCGGUAAUAAUAAUAAUAAUUCAUUAGCAAUCAAUCAUGCUGUUAAUGUUCGGCGGAGAAUGGUUCCGCCAUUCCCCGAAUGUUCAAUGGGGAACUUCAUAUGCUACGCAGAUAUAUUAUUAUCCGACGGAACACAGUUAGUCUGCAAAUUCAAAGAAGCAAUUACGAAGAUCGAUAGCAAUUAUGUGAAGGACAUACAAGGCGACGACGGAUUCAUAAAGCUCUACGACAAGAUUCAAGAAAUGAAGUCCGCAUUGUGUAAUAAUAGUACUACUGUGGAUUAUGUUAUGUUCAGCAGUUGGUGUGGUUUCGGUCAUUACGAGGUCGAUUUUGGAUGGGGAAAGCCUGUGUGGACAAGCUGUGCGGGAUCUUAUGGAAAUAUGGAAACUCAUUUUAUAAAUCAUGUAGUUCUGAUGGAUGCAAGAACUGGAAAUGACGGAAUUGAAGCAUGGGUAGUUUUAGAUGAAAAAAGCAUAGGUGUACUUGAGAGAGACCAACAACUUUUAAAAUAUGCUCGUCUUAAUCCAACUCCUUUGUUUAAUUAG
Mercurialis annua (annual mercury) is the source of this 1344-nucleotide messenger RNA. RefSeq names its product stemmadenine O-acetyltransferase-like. NCBI's taxonomy places the organism in Eukaryota, Viridiplantae, Streptophyta, Magnoliopsida, Malpighiales, Euphorbiaceae. The coding region runs from base 1 to 1344 and encodes 447 amino acids. The transcript has a single exon. The record is from RefSeq and is a predicted model, not a curated record.